UGCAUCACUAUUAAGUUGCGUAUGUGUUGUGCUGUUAAUAUGUGUUAUCUAUCGUGUUUUUAUCAAAAAAUUGUUGAUUAUGGACUUAUCUGGUAUUAAAUCUACGUUUAUUUAGUGAAUGGUUCAUCUGAAUGUAAAGAAAAGAAAAAUGUCCCGACAUGAGAAGGCAAAGAGCGGCUUUCUGGACACAUGGUUCGGGCGGCCGAAGAAGGCCGGCGCCGGCAUCGACCGGGGCUACGACACCGUACCCCGGGGCGCCGAGCCGAGGACGGAAGACGAGGAGCCCAAUGCGACCGCCGAGUACACCAGCAAGAUAGACGCCCUCGACGACAACCAGCUGCACAGACGAUUCGAGGAAAUGCUGUCCGACAUGAAUCUCAACGAGGAGAAAAAGGAGCCUCUCCGGAAAUAUUCGAGGGAUCAGAAAAAGAAGAUGCUCGUCGCCUACAAGUUCGUUAAUACUCAGGAAGGUCGCUCGAAGUUCGAAAAGCCCUCUGAUUACGUGGCCUAUCUGAACCAGCCCGAGCUGUCUGUCGGGAAACUCCACGGCUGCCUCGAGAACUUGAGGAUAUCCCUGACUAACAACCCUCUGUCCUGGAUCGAAGACUUCGGCACCAAGGGCAUCGAGAGCUUAUUGACUACCCUCAACUUGUGCUACACGAACGAUUCCCGUUACGACAGAGUCCAGUACGAGUGCAUAAGAUGUUUGUCGGCGAUCCUGAACAACACGGUCGGUAUUAGGACGAUGUUCGACUGCAGGGAGGCCCUGCCGGUCCUGGCGAGGAGUCUGGACGCGAGGAAGCCACAUUGCGCACUGGAAGCUGCCAAGGUGUUAGCGGCCAUAUGUCUGAUACCGAACGGGCACGAGAAGGUGCUGGAAGCCAUAACGAUGGCCGGCGAGUCCAGCAGGAAGGCUAGGUUCCUGCCCAUCGUCGAAGGACUGGAAAGCAAAAGCCCGGAGAGCUUGAAGAACGGCUGCAUGCAAUUGAUGAACGCCAUCAUAACGGAGCCCGAAGAGUUGGAGUUCAGGCUGCAUCUGAGGAGCGAGUUCAUGAGGACGGGCCUCUACGACCUGAUAGACGAACUGCGCGCCGGCGCCGAAGGCUCCCGCCUCAUACAAGUGAACGUGUUCGACUCGCACGCGUCCGCCGACCAGGACGAAUUCCUGGCGAAAUUCGACGACGUCAGGGUCGACUUCAACGAUUCGAACGAGUGCUUCGAGCUGGUGAAGAACCUGGUCAUAGACACGCCGGCGGAGCCCUACCUGUUGUCCAUACUGCAGCACUUGCUGUUCAUAAGAGAUGACGAGUUGAUCAGGCCGGCCUACUACAAGCUGAUUGAGGAGUGCAUCACACAGAUAGUCCUGCACAAGAACGGGUACGACCCGGACUUCAGGGCGACGCAGCGGUUCAACAUAGACGUGCAGCCGCUCAUCGACGGACUCAUAGAAAAAUCUCGAGCCGAAGAAGAGAAGAGGUUGGAGGAGUUGAAGUCGAAGUUGGAGGCGGCGAUCGCGGCCAGACAGGAGGCCGAGGCGAGGGCCGCCCACCUGGAGGAGAGGCUGAAGAGUACUGCCUCCCCCACCGCGCCCGGCGGCCUCUCGCAAGGGAACAUCGCCGCCAUUGCCAAGGCCAUAGGCAGUCCGGGGGGUCCCGCGCCUCCCCCGCCGCCGCCGAUGCCGGGGGGAGGCGGCCCCCCUCCCCCACCACCGCCCAUGCCGUCAGGUGGUGGACCACCGCCGCCUCCUCCGAUGCCCACAGCAGGCGGAGGCCCCCCUCCACCACCACCCCUGCCGGGCAUGGGCCCGCCACCGCCCCCCAUGCCCGGGAUGGGCGGUCCCCCUCCUCCGCCCAUGCCGGGUAUGGGACCACGGCCGCCACCGCCGCCCGGUGGAUUUAUGGCACCGAGGAUGCCUCAACCCGACAUCCUCCCGCACGGUCUCAAGCCGAAAAAGAAAUGGGAGGUCGAGGGUCCGUUGAAGCGGGCCAACUGGAAGACGAUAACGCCGCAGAAGAUGUCCGAAAAAGCAUUCUGGGUCAACGUGCAGGAAGACAGAUUGGCAUCCCCCGACAUCCUGAGCGGCUUAUCGCAGAAGUUCUCAAGCAAACCGGUCGCCAAGAAGACCGAAGAUGCAGUGGAUAAGGCUCACACUCUGAAGAAAGUACGCGACCUGAAGGUUCUGGACAGCAAAGCGGCCCAGAACCUGUCGAUCCUGCUCGGCGGCUCGCUCAAGCACAUGUCGUACUCGCACAUACGCACGUGCGUGCUGCGCUGCGACACCACCGUGCUCACCGGGAACGUGCUGGAUCUGCUUAUACAGUACCUGCCGCCGGCGGACCAGAUGAAGAAGCUGGCGGAACUGAAGGGCAACAGCGAGGAGCUGACCGAAGCGGAACAGUUCGCGGCCACCGUGGCCGACGUCAAGCGUCUCGUGCCCAGGCUGAGGAGUCUCGCCUUCAGGGAGCACUACGCCGAGAUCAUAUCCGAGAUCAAGCCGGACAUAGUGUCGGGCACGGCCGCCUGCGAGGAAGUCAAGUCUAGUCGAAAGUUCGCGAAGAUUCUGGAGCUGGUCUUACUGGUCGGAAACUACAUGAACACCGGAUCGAACAACGCGGGAGCUUACGGGUUCGAGAUCAGCUUCCUCACUAAGCUGACUGCGACCAAGGACUUGGAGAACAAGCAGACCCUGCUGCACUACCUGGUGGAGACCAUCGAGAACAAGUUCCCGGACGUUUUGAAUUUCUCCGAGGAGAUGCCGCACGUUGAUAGGGCAGCAAGAGUUUCGAUGGAGAACAUUCAGAAGUCCCUCAAGAAGAUGGAGAACGACAUAAAAGCCCUAGAGAUGGACCUCAACAAUUCGAGGGUCCAGCAGUGCCCCGACGACCUCUUCUAUGAGACAAUGAGCGGGUUCGCCAGCGAAGCCCGCGAGCAGUGCGACCUGCUCCACUCCAUGUUCCGGAAGAUGGAGUCGCUGUACGGCGGCUUGGCGGAGUACUACGUGUUCGAUCCGCAGAAGUACACCCUCGAGGAGUUCUUCUCGGACGUCAAGACCUUCAAGGAUUCCUUCAUGCACGCGCACCAGGAGAACGUGCUGGCGCGCGAGGGGGAGGCGCGGGCGCGGAGGGCGAGGGAGGCGCGCGCGGCGGCCGAGCAGGAGCGGCGCGACCGGCAGCACCGCUACAAGCAGUUCGUGGACAUGGAGCAGGCGCAGGACGGGGUCAUGGACAGUCUGAUGGAGGCGCUGCAAAGCGGAUCUGCCUUCAGCAGAGAGAGGCCCAGGAAGAAGGCCAACCCCCGCGUCGCUGGCGCUGAAAGAAGAGCUCAGCUGAGCAGGUCCAGAUCCAGGUCAGGACUCACGGGAUCGAUGACUACAAGAGAAUUGACUAACGAAUUAUUAAGCAACGCGUGAUAACAAUUGCCAUCCGAACACCGAGUGAUAUUUAAUAAAAAAUUAUAAUAAUAACAAUAAUAAUAUGUAUUAUUUAAUAAAUCAUAAUUUUUUAAACGCCAAGCUAGUUAAUUGUUAGUUUUGUAAGCGCAAUGAAAUGCGAAACGUCAUUGGACAGCGAAGUGGUUAAGACGCUGCGUCUCGGUCGCGCAUCGCGCUAUCUCUCUCGCACGCGCUGCCUGAUAUUUGGGAUGACACUAGAUGCAUAGAGAUUGUUUGUUUACUUACCUAUUCGCUAAUUAGCUUAUGGGCUAUUCCAGCUAUGCGCGGGUAGGUCGGCUCACGGGUACAGCCUUAGAGAAUUUGUUAACAUUAGCCUUAGCAAGAGCAGUGAUUUGCUGAGUCUACCGCGGGAUCGGAAUCGCGAUCCAUUGAGAAGAUCCGGCGAGUAACUCGGUGGCUAUGUCUAUUGGUACAUUGAGAUAUCGUCUGUGUUCAAUUCGGAUUCAUAAUGUACUGUUCUUGCAUGCUAACUAGACGUUUGCACGUUGGAGGGUUUUUGAAACAAACAAAAUAAAAUUAUAACUACCCUCGUGCCUUUUAAAUAAAUUGUUUAAAUCAUGCAAACCGUUUCAUUAAACUAUCAAACAAACAUACAAACACUUGUCCAAGACACAUUAAAAAAUCUAUGAAUUUCAACAAGUUUGUUUUUUUGUCGGUACUUAAUUCUUAUAAUAUGCGGGUAGGCAGUUUAUUGUUAAUGAAGUCAGGUGUUGUUACAUUGCGGCGUUUGGACGUGCCUUGUUGAAUUUAACGAUUUUUCUGUAACAAUAUGAAUUUUUGAUGCAAAUAAAAAAAUCGAUGAACACGUUGGUCAUUGUCAUUGUCAAUGAUGAUCGCCGAAGCGACACAACAAAACGAUCGAUACGAUGCUUACUGAUACUUAAUAUUAAAAUUCCAGAUUGAAGCUGUGAUUUUUGUUGUUGUUUGUAUAAUAAUUCUGCUAACGAAUUAACGGCCUUAUUCUUUAUGGAUUAAGAUAGAAUUUUCGAUUACUUAGCGCUGUAGAUAUUUAUAUAUACAUAUAUAAAUCUUCCGAAUAAGGAUAUCUCGUAUACGUAAUACAUUUUGCGGUAUUUCGUAUUGAUUAUACAAUAAAUUUUAACUUUUAUAAUAUAAUACAUUGAGGAGUUUAACACGCGACAUGUAUCUUUGUAAUUAAAGGUGCGUUUUAUUUGGUACAUUAGCAUCAACAGUUCGAUGUUUUUAAU
This is a messenger RNA of Bombyx mandarina (wild silkworm), 4659 nucleotides long. It is a transcript of the gene dia, whose product is annotated as diaphanous related formin 1. Lineage: Eukaryota; Metazoa; Arthropoda; Insecta; Lepidoptera; Bombycidae. Gene Ontology annotation, molecular function: small GTPase binding; actin binding. Gene Ontology annotation, biological process: actin cytoskeleton organization; actin filament polymerization. The record is from RefSeq and is a predicted model, not a curated record. Gene Ontology annotation, cellular component: actin filament.